AGUAUCCCAUUGUAUUGAAAAGUUUGACGGCAACGCUUGUUUCGAGAAUGGAUAGUUCAAGUGAGGUAAAGGAAGAAAAAUCUGUAACAGAGAAGAAGACAUCCUUCGAACCACCUAGGCUGCUGACGCUUUUGAAAAAGUAUUUCAAAAUGUCGGGCGUCCUCUUAGGGACAUGGUUUGCAGGCUAUAUGCAGUUUUCUACGAGUUGGAUCUUGCUUGGCUUGUUUUUUUAUAUGGCUCACCAGGAAUACACAAGAAAAAAUGAAAUUCGUUUGGAAUAUGCGAAGCAGGCUGUGCGGGAUGAAAGAGCAGCUAUAACAAAUAGAUUGGACGAGCUACCCUCUUGGGUAUUUUUUCCCGAUGUAGAAAGGGCGGAGUGGUUAAAUAAGAUGAUCAAACAGAUGUGGCCAUUCAUUGGGGAAUACGUUCAAGAUCUGAUAAAAAAUACUAUAGAACCUUCCAUUAGUAACUCGCUACCAAAGUCAUUGAAGCCUUUUCGUUUUGAAAGGGUUGACGUAGGAGAUACACCCCCCAGAAUAGGUGGCAUAAAAGUUUAUACGGAUCAUGUACGACGAGAUGAAAUAAUUCUUGACAUGGAAAUCAAGUAUUUUCUUGAACAAUGGACUAUUCAUAUCUAUCCAGUUUAUUUUCAGUUUCACAAGCGAUUCCGAAAUAAAAGUGACCAUAAAAGGAUUUCAGGCCGGUAUAAAGAAUCUCCAAGUGCAUGGUCAGCUGAGAUGUCUUUUCAGUCCACUAAUUGGCAAAGUUCCUCUGAUUGGUGGUUUAAGUGUUUUUUUCACAACUCGACCAGUUUGUUUUCCUUAUAUUACGUUUUUAAAUGCCAUAUAUUUUUUUUUAUAAAGACAGUUGACUUCGACUUAACAAAUGUUGCAAAUCUUUUGGACUUUCCCCUUCUAAACGAUACAAUAAGAUCUGUAUUAGAAGACCAACUUGCUUACUACUUAGUGAAUCCCAACAAAUAUUCCAUAUCUCUCGGACACGGUAUCGAUCUCAAUAAACUCAAGUAUCCAGUUCCACAAGGAGUCAUUCGUUUACAUGUUUAUGAAGCUCGAGACUUGAAAAAAGCAGAUUUUAAUUUAGUAGGCAAAGGCAAAUCUGAUCCAUAUUGUAAUAUUUAUGUUGGCGCUCAAAAAUAUAAAACGAAGGUCAUCAAUAAUACGUUGAAUCCUCAGUGGGAUGAAUAUUUUGAGGCAAUCGUUGAACACAAACAAGGCAUGUUUAUUGACAUUGACGUGAUGGAUCAGGAUCCAGGUGAAGAUGAUGAGCUUGGAAGUAAGAGUAUUGAUGUUCAAAUGGUUGCUAAUCAAGGGCUUAUGGAUACGUGGUUACCUUUGGAUGAAGUUGAAACGGGUAUGAUUCAUUUAAGAGCUCAGUGGGUCUAUCUAUCCAAAAAUCCGGAGGACCUAGACAAUACUACUAUGGAAUACAACUCUCGUGGCAGCAAAGAAGAACAACUGUCAACAGCUAUGCUCAUGGUUUAUGUUGACUCUGCAAAAAACUUAAUUAGGCAGAAAAAAGGAAUGUCAGAACCUAGUCCACAAUGCAAGCUUUCCCUUGGAAAUAAGACUUAUACAGGCAUUUCUAGAUCCAGGACAUCAAAUCCCGUAUUCGAAGAAAGCUUUAACUUCUUUGUCCUAGACAGUAGACAAGAAGCUUUGGAACUUUCUAUUACUGAUUCGGCGGCAUCUGGAAAAUUAUUGGGGCAAAUGACAUUUGGUUUGAGUUCUCUGCUAGAUGCUCCGCAUAUGACCAUUAACAGACCAUUUACUUUGCUUGAUAAGUAUAAAAAAUCGUUAGCUAAAUCGUGUACUGUGACUUUGAGAUUGUGCUUGAGAAUUUUAGUUUCUCAGAAGCCAGAAGAUUGGGCUGUGGAUAACAAUGAAGAAGUAAAUAGCUUUGAAAAGAUCCCAAAUGUGUCCAACAACAACAUUGAAGAAAAAUCUGACGCAAUUACCAAAGAAGUGGAAAUAGUAGAUGUGCCCCCAAACCCACUCCCAGAAAGUAAAUGCAGUGUUGAAGAUUGUGAAAUUCGACUCCGCAAUAGAGGAAAUGCAAAUACAUCGAAUUUGGGAAUGAUUCAAUUAACCUUAAAAUAUUCUCAGCAAAGAGAAAAAUUAAUUGUAGCAGUUCACAAGUGCAUGAAUCUUGUCGGGUUAGAUAGCAACAAACUAUCUGAUCCGUACGUACGGCUUUUUCUUGUUCCGGACGGUUCGAAAGUGAAAACAAGAGUUAUAAAGGAUAAUUUAAAUCCUAAUUUUGAUGAAAAAUUCGAAUGGAGCUUGAAAGAAAGUGAAAUCUAUAAUAGGACCCUUUUGGUUGACGUCAAAAAUGAAGUUGGAAUGUUCAGUAAGUCCCAAACUCGAAUGGGACAAGUGUGCAUUCCACUCUCUUCAAUUCCAAAUUUAUUUGAGGCUGUCACAGAAUGGUUUUAUUUACUAGAGCCCUUGGAAAGUUCUCCAAAAUCAGAUAAACACUAA
This is a messenger RNA of Dimorphilus gyrociliatus, 2498 nucleotides long. NCBI's taxonomy places the organism in Eukaryota, Metazoa, Annelida, Polychaeta, Dinophilidae. The record is from the annotation of a GenBank genome assembly.